UCUACUUGCUUCUUUACCUGAUUAUUAUUCUCCUGUCCUCCUUUCUCUUUCUGUCUCUCCGCGCAUUGUUCAUCUUUAUUUCCUUUUUGUUUUUAUGGUCUGUGUUUUGUAUUCUGUGAGGCUGAGAGAAAAUCGGUUCAGAAGUUUAUAACAAAGUUCACCAACGCUUUAAUCUCUUUUCUUUUUGUCUCUUUUCUUACAGAUCUCUUUUUAACACAUUAUUCUUUCUCUCUUCUUUCUUUCCUCAGCUCUUAUUGUUUUCUCAAUUAUCAGCUUCUUUACCACUUUCUUCUCUUUUUUUUUACCCUCCAUCAAUGUAUUUUUGUAUUUGGUUCUUGUCUCUUCAUUCUUCUUUCUCUCUCUCUCUCUCUUUGUUCCUCCCACCAUCCCUGUCACUCGCUCAUUGUCUUUGUCUUCUCGUGUUUUUUGCUUUUCUUUUUUUCGCUCACCUUUUUAAAAUUUCCCCACAUUUCUCAUUCUUUUCUCACAUCUUAUUGUCCUCUGGCUGUUGGAACGUUGUUGGGAUGUGUUUUUCACUCCUUCUCCGUGUUCUUUCCUCUCUGUUUCCACGAGCAGGUGGAGGACGAGAGGAAUAAAAAGGACGGAGAGACGCAGUGGAGGAAAAGAGACGAGUUGCAGCAUGAAGGGAUCAUGGAGGUGAAUGAUCGACGGCUGCACUCAUCCCUCAGAGAGCGGAUGGAACGAGGGAGAGGAGGAGAGAGAGCAGAGGAGGAAGAGGACGGAGGGAUGGAGAGACUCGGGAGGAAGGUGUACAGCUCGAGCGACACACUGAAGGCCUUUGAGAAUCAUCACGUGGUGGAUAUAAACUCGGGAGAGAUGCUGAGCAAACACACGGCAGCUCAGUCUUUGUCGCUGCAUCAGUUGGGGAUUUGCUCUGCAGCUCCUCGCCGCGGUCUGAGCUUUUGUGCUGAAACCGGGCUGGACCAUCGCGUCCAGAACGCGGGGGGAGUCUCCAUCUCUCCGGACUGUGCCAUUCAUCUGUGGGACAGGGGGGUUAAAGCGCAUGGACGUGAAUCUAGAAUGUCCAGUCAGUCCAACUCGGCUCUGACGCUCACGGACACGGAGAACGGCGGGAAAGCGGAACACGACGGCGGUGAGUGAGGCGGAACCAUUAUACGAGUGUUGCUAUGGUUACACCUUGAGCGGUGUUUUCUCACCAUGACAACAAGCAUAAAUAACGUUUCUUCAAACUUUAUAUUAAAAUGAAUAUUUUGGAUUACGCAGGAGAUAUGUACUAUGGGUGAAUGAAUAUAGUGUGCGGUAAUUUAAACGCAACAAAACUGUUAUUUAACUCUUGUUGUCAUGGUUACAGUCAAUAUGUACACUAGGAGUAUUGCUAGGCAACCGGGAAAUAUGGACGGCUAGCGUAAUGUAGCUAAUGACUAGCUAGCACGUACAUCAGUGUUUGUCUCAGAUGUGUUGGGUUUUACUAAAAAAGGACACUUUCUGGUAGAACCCGGUUAAAGGUUAAAGGUUAAAGGUUAAAGGUUAAAGGUGUCGCCUCUCAGCCAAUCAGAAACGAGCAUUUUUCCAGAUCAUGGUAUAAAUCUAAAUCAAAUACUCAACGCAGGCCAUGUGGUUAUUGUGCAUGAGAACGUUUAAACCUCAGACGAGGACAAACUCUUCGUUUUACAUAAUUUAUUUUACAUUUUGUUGAAA
Messenger RNA from Ictalurus furcatus (blue catfish), 1680 nucleotides. Its product is annotated as teneurin-3. The record is from RefSeq and is a predicted model, not a curated record. Gene Ontology annotation, biological process: signal transduction. The transcript has 2 exons. Lineage: Eukaryota; Metazoa; Chordata; Actinopteri; Siluriformes; Ictaluridae. The coding region runs from base 652 to 1122 and encodes 156 amino acids. Gene Ontology annotation, cellular component: membrane.